Molecule: messenger RNA, 1125 nt
Organism: Fusarium coffeatum
Lineage: Eukaryota; Fungi; Ascomycota; Sordariomycetes; Hypocreales; Nectriaceae
Exons: 3
Coding region: 1-1125 (374 amino acids)
Molecular function (GO): oxidoreductase activity; zinc ion binding
Source: RefSeq, a predicted model, not a curated record
AUGGUACGAACAACACCAGCUCUCGUCGCACCAAACCUCGAUGGUCACUUUAAACUCCAAGAAGUCCAUCUCAAUCCUCUCCAACCAGACGAGGCACUCGUGGAGAUUCAUGCGUCAGGGAUUUGUCACACAGAUCUUACUUGCGCAAGUGGGAAACUGCCAUGUGCACCGAAUGCCGUCCUUGGCCAUGAAGGCGGUGGUGUAGUUCUCGAAACAGGAUCCAACAUCACCAACGUUUCCAAAGGCGACAAAGUCCUAUUAUCAUUCUCAUCCUGCGGAACAUGCCCAGGCUGUGCAUCAAACCACCCAGCAUACUGCUACAAAUUCAACCUCUACAAUUUCGGCGGAAAGCGUCCAGAUGGCUCAGCGACUAUGUUCACCAUGAAAGAUGGCCAAAAGCAACCCAUGCACAGCACUUUCUUUGGUCAAAGCUCUUUUGCGAAAUAUACCAUUGUUCAUAGAACAAGUCUCGUCAAGGUUCCUCAAGAAACGCCACUUGAGCUUUUCGCGCCGCUGGGGUGUGGUAUACAGACUGGUGUGGGAGCGAUUUUCAAUACGCUUGAUGUCAAGCCUGGAAGUUCGGUUGCUGUGUAUGGAGUCGGUUCCGUCGGUUUGGCGGCUGUCAUGGCUGCCAAAGCGCGAGGAGCUGGGACGAUUAUUGCUAUUGAUCUUCAACAGAGUCGGCUUGAUCUUGCGAAAGAAUUAGGCGCGACGCAUGGGGUGUUGGGACCCGAUCCGAAGAAUAUCAUCAAGGGAAUCUUAGAAAUUUGUCCCCCGCUUGGCGUCAACUUUGCAGUCGAUUGUACUGGUGUUCCGACCAUCAUCGAAACUAUGGUUGCAGCGUUGGGUAUGAGAGGAAGGGGCGCAACUGUUGGUGCGCCUGGGGGGAGAGCGAAGGCUAAGAUUGAUAUUAUGGGACAUCUCACAUAUGGGAAAGAGUAUGUGGGAUGUUCUGAGGGUGACAGCAAUCCGCCAGUUUUGAUCCCUGAACUCAUACGCAUGCACUCGCGAGGUGCUUUACCUUUGGAAAAACUGAUUAAGUAUUACGACAUUCAUGACUACGAGAACGCUAUGAAGGAUAUGGAGAGUGGAAAGGUAAUCAAGCCUGUAUUGUUAUGGAAAUAG